This is a messenger RNA of Didymodactylos carnosus, 432 nucleotides long. The record is from the annotation of a GenBank genome assembly. Lineage: Eukaryota; Metazoa; Rotifera; Eurotatoria; Philodinida; Philodinidae.
AUGCAAACUACUGCGAGAACGACAAAGAUAUCAAUCGAUCGUCUUAUAUGGGAAUUUGAAGUGAUGAAAGUUGAUGAUAAUUACAUUCAAGCACCAAAAGAUGGUGUCUAUGUCAAAGGUUUGUUUUUGGAAGGUGCUGGAUGGGAUAAGAAAAAUGCUUGUCUAGUCGAAGCUGAAGCCAUGCAAUUAGAAGUACCGAUGCCAACAAUUCUAUUUAAACCGGUUGAAAAUAAGAAAAAGGCAAUGGCUACUGAAGAAGAUCGAGAAAGAAAAACAGAUGUCUAUUCCUGUCCAUGUUAUUAUUUUCCAAAUCGUGCCGGUGGUUUUGGUCAUCCAUCAUUUGUUGUCGAAGUCAAUCUAAAAACACCACAUUUUCCCAAUACUCAUUGGGUCAAACGUGGUACAGCACUGUUAAUGAACUUGGAUCGAUAA